GUUCCUGAGGAAGUUAUGAAGACGACAAGCUCAGAUUAUUCCUCAGUGGGAUGGUUACCUGGUACUGAAUCCCUGUGGCAGAGCACAACGAUUUCAUCAAGCAGUCAAAGCAAUCCUGUCAGAAGACACAGCAUAGCUUCUGACAGCGGGGACACUGGGAUUGGUACCUCCUGUUCUGAUAGUGUGGAAGAUCAUUCAACUUCAAGUGGUACAUCCUCAUUUAAGCCCAGCCGAUCACUGGUAUCCAUUCCCACUGCCCAUGUGAUGCUGUCUAAUGCCAGCUCUUCACUUUCCAAACACAGGGAAGCUUUCAAGUCUGAUGGCUCAAAGUGGAGCACAAGCUUUGUACGGUCAGGAGGAGGCAGAAAUCAGGGUUCACUGGACAACUCUCUUGACAUGAAAGAUGCAAGACCUGUGAGAAAAUGGUCCUCCUUGUCUAAGCUCAGCUCACCAAAUACCUUCAGCCAAGAUGGUAGUAGUCAUUCAGUGGAAUACAGGGCUGGUACAGACAAAGCCGUGUCACCACAAUUAAGGACAAAUGGGCCAAGUUGUUUGCAUGACAGCAUGGAAUUGCUAAAAAUUGAGGACAAAGAAAUGGGGAAAAAACGAUCUUCUCUACUGGACUGCAAAUAUAAAUUUGAAACGUGCAGCAAAGAUGAGUUUGUUUCAGAUUCCCCAAGUAGGAGACAUGCCUUAGACUUGACCUACAGUGCCUUACCUGAAAGCAAACCUACGGCAGCCAGUUGUGAGGCUUUCGGACAGAGAUAUGCAACACUGGGACAGCAGGCUGUGAGUGGAGCUCCCAUACAGCCAGCAGUGAGGACUCAAAUGUGGCUUAAGGAGCAGCUCCGUGCAAAUCCCCUGGACUGCAGGCCUGCCGAGGAGCCCUACGGUGUAGCUGCGUGGCAUGUGCAGCAGCCUGAAGAUUUUAGAAUAGGAGGUGAACAGCCUGUGCAGGUUUCACCUGGAACAUCUCGUCCAAGUUACCCAGCUACCAGCUAUCAGGACUCCAGCAACUGGGAAUCUCUAAUGAAAAUUAAAGAGGGGCUGCUAAGACAGAAAGAGUUUGUGAUUGAUCGGCAAAAUCAGCAAAUUAACAAUUUACAUCAGAAGAUAAGGGAGAAUGAAUUACGAGCUCAACACGCAAGACUGAGCCAUCUUGUGAACUGCGAAGAACCUUACGUGACUAAUUUACAGCAACCACAGUAUGAGAGCACACUGCUGCAACCUCACAUUUCAGAAAGAUCAGCCUCCCACCUUGAGGAGCUUGAGCGAAAGAUUGCAGCAGCUGAGAAUAAGGAAUUACAACUCAGUGAAAUUGUAAAACAACUUUCAAACAAAUCUAGUGAGGAGAAAAAGAAGAUGGAGGAGAAACUUAAAACUAGAGAUCGGUAUAUUAAUAGCCUGAAAAAGAAAUGCCAGAAGGAGUCUGAGCAAAACAAAGAAAAACAAAGACGAAUUGAAACCUUAGAAAAAUACCUGGCUGACCUACCAACACUGGAUGAUAUAGAAGGGCAGACUAAACAGCUGCACAUUCUAGAAGAGAAGAACAGGCAACUUCAAGAAACUAUGGCUGAGUUAGAAAAGAAGCUUGGUGAGGCCCGGUCGCAGUGCAGAGAGAGAGAAUUACAGCUGGCAUCUCAGAAGAAAAAAGAAAAAGAGCUGGUCACAACAGUGCAGAGUUUACAACAGAAAGUAGAAAAAUGCCUGGAAGAUGGUAUUCGGCUUCCUAUGUUGGACACAAAACAGCUUCAGAGUGAGAAUGAAUGUCUUAAAGAGAAGAAUGAGAAAGCCAGUAAGGUCAUAGACAAUCAGCAAAAUCAGAUAGCUGGACUGAUUUUAGACAUGCAGUCUAUGCAAGAGAAGCUUUCGCAAGAAAAGUUGAUAAUUCAGAAGAUGACAAAUGAGCUUGAGGAAAAAGAAAGGAAUAUAGAGCAGUUGAAUAAAACUCUCUCUGAAAACCAAAGACUGAUGGAAGAGAAUGCCUGCCUGAAGGAGCAGAUGCGGCUGGUGGAGCAGUCCAGGCAGCCAGUAUCUGAGAAGAUGCCUGUAGCAGACCAGUUGUUCAAGGAAAUGUCCCAUUGCUUGUUUGACUUGAAAGCACUGUGCAGUAUUCUUACCCAGAGAGCUCAGGGCAAGGAGCCUAACCUUUCCUUACUGCUGGGAAUCAGAUCACUGAGCUGUUCAGCUGAAGAGAGUGAAAAUUACCACAGCACAGAAACUCUUUCGAAGAAGCUCUUGGACGUUUGUCAGUUACGGAAGGAUAUUGAUGAAUUAAGGACUAUAAUGUCGGACCGUUAUGCUCAGGACAUGGGGGACAAUUGCAUUACUCAAUGACAACACUUCAUCUAGUAGAAAACGACUUACUAAAUCCCGCUGUGUCACAGGUCUUUUCAUUUCUACUAAGGAGCCAUAUUGGAAGGCUGCAAAUAGCCACAGACACGCACCUGUGAGGGCUGCGUAUAAUUAACCUUGGGAGUCUGGUCUGGAGGGGAAAGUCAGCAUUGAACAGAGUGGUACAAACUGCAAGAAAUCUUUUCUCCAAACUACUGAAUGUAGGAACAAGCUGUGAAGAAUGAUUCAGUUGGACACUGUUUCCUUCAUUAGGGCUCAUUUUAUUACUUCAUCUAGUUUUUGGAAUCAGAGCUUCAAAACAGCCGUGCUGCUACUGCUCUCAGUCCUUUCCUUCAUCAAGGGUUUGUGUGGCAUUAUAUGUGUUCUGAUAUUAGAGGAGAAGGUCAAAGGACCUGUAGCUGUAUGUGGUGAAGCCAGAGUUUCUGCCACUGCACUUCACUCAAAGAAUUGCGGUUGGAACAAUCUUGGAGCACUACAAAAAGUAGUUGAUAUCCAAGUUGUCUAAAAAUAGGAAUAUAAGAAAGAUGGGUUUAGUAAUGGAUUGUUUGUCCAAUAGCAAUUGGACAAGUUUAACUCCUUUAUGCAAACAAGUCCAUAAAAUAUAGCUAUAUCAGGUUGUUUGAAAUGCUCUCACAUUGCUGUAAGAAGUUUCAGUAAUAUGAAGUCUGUGACAAACCCAGAGAAGCUAUAAGAUAUGAAACUGCAACAUAGUACAUGGCUGCAGGAAAAAAAAAAAACAAAAAACAACCAACAACUGUACUUUGGUGUUUUUAUUAACUUUUUCCUUAGGUCCUCUCCAUUUUAAAAUGUGGCUGGUCUGUGUUCUGUUGCUGAAGGCCUCUGAUGAGGUUGUGCACCACCUCAACCAUUUUUUACCACAGCUAAAAAGGGUGUUUAACUCUUGGCAAAAUCAGGGCUCAAACCAGAAGUUUUCCAGUUAGCAGUAUUAAGUACUUGGUUAUCUGAGAACUGCAACAUUUGCCACAUUGUUUUGGAAUUUUUGAUCUCUCCAUUUUUGUAGGAAGCAAUUACCUAAAAAAAUAAGAUUGUGUUCCAUAGCUUUUCAAUGAGUAUCACUUGGCAGUGCUGUUUAACUCCCAUGGGACAGAUGACAUUUCCUGGAACAUUACUGCAAGGUAGCUGCACAGUUAUGCAUGCUGGAAAAUAGCAUUUAACUGAAGAAAACAAAAACUUGUGAAGAGCAAAACCACUUCCAGAUCACACUGUUAAGAAAAAUACAUGCAUCACUUACGUGUGUGGGACUAAAAGAAGGUUUUAGAUGCUUUAAAAUGCAAGUCAGUCAACUGACCCGUAGUGGGGAUACCAGCAGAAAUCUCUUAGAAAGCUUAGCAAUUAGAACCAAGAAAAUUCUAGGGUAACAUUUUUAUGGCAAAAGUGUUAGUAUCUUCUGUUUUCUGAUUAUACUUGUGUUAAUAGAAAAAAGUGGUAAAGCAACAUAUACUGGUUACCAGUUUUAACUUGGUGAUAUUUUGCUUUCUGUCUAUUGUUAAACAGUUACCAUUAAUGUUGUUUUUAUAAUUUAGUGGUUUGGGGUUUUUUUAACUAUAUGCAUUUAUUUAUUUCACAGUUUUCUCUAUCCUGAAACUACACUUGGACUAAUUUGUGAAAAAUAAUGUUGCUAUUUAUAUUACUGCUGCAUGGUGUUUCCAGAUAGAUUAAUCUGGUUCAGCUCCUGUGAGCACUAAAAUAGUGUCUAGAGGAAAUCGCAAGUGAAAUUGUCUAGUGUCUACUUAAAGGAAAAGAAAUGAGGCCAUUUUAUUUUAAAUGUCUAUGCUCUUUCUGUAUGCACACUGCAAUCUCUCCACAAGGGUGUAAUUUUCUCCAGUUUUUCUUGUCUGUCUCAAUGCUGUGAUGGAGGUGGAGUUGGAAAUAUGAAUGUGCUCUUCUCAUUGAUGUAACAAGUUUUGUCAUGAGUGGGAAAAAGAUCUUCUGAACUAAUCUGCAUUCUUAGACUGCAAACAGAUCAAUGGUAAUUAUCUAAAGGGAUGAUUUAUUCUGGAAGCUCAUUAGCAGUAUUAAUUCCACAUUAAUACACAUCUUCCACAUCAAAGGUGUACUUUUUUUACUAGUGCACAACUGAAGACAAGGAACUUUGUACAAAUGGGCUGGCAUGGUUUCCGGUGCCUCUGACAGUAUUGGCUUUUGUAACUAAAGCCUCAGCUCGUUCCUUUGGUGUAAUUUGCUGGUUUUGGUCCUGCAGUGAGGUAGUAGUCUUCAGUUUAUGGCAUCUGUCUCCUACCAGAAUUCAACAAUAGCAUUUCAGAUAAUAAAUGAGAAGUAUUAGGGAGAGAGGAAACACCUAAGUUACAUGUUGUUUGCUUCCUUAAAUGGCAGUGUUGUACCUAUAAAAAUUUACCAAGCAACACUUUUUCUAAAUUUGAUGGAAAUAACAAGGAGGUUAGUAGAGCAAUUAGCGAGGAGCAGGAGAUCUUUUUUGAACUGUUAAGCUUGUCACUUGGCUGGUGUGCCUCCAGCAUCCCUCCUGUUAAAGGGUGAUACUGUACUGAAAGCUGAGAUCAGUAAUUUAUGUUUGCAGAGCACUUCAGGAGUCUUUAUGGUCUUCGAGUAUUAGUUGAAAGUUUCUGUGGAAGGAGGUCCCAUUUUAUUUGUAAUACUUUGAUUGCAGUGCUGUAAUCUUGCAUUGCAAUGUUUUUCUUACAGAACCUGUAAUAUUUAUGUUGACUUUAAAGCACUUGAUUUUAAAACCCCGUGAGUUUAUCUGCCUCAGUCAAAUUAAAGUAGGGAGGUAAAUGAUGGAUGUAUGAGCCAAAGAUGCAGACUACCAACUGACUGUCUACAGUGAUGCAGUAUUUUGCUUUGAUUCCUUAAAAUUUGGCCUGUUGUAGUGGUAGCAAUUACUAUAUAUGCAUCAGUUUACAGAUGCCUCUAAAUGGAAUAAGCUUUGUCUAAGAUAUGCAUGACUGUUUAAUUGGUUAAAAUGUAGUGUGUGUGUGGUCUCAUUCAGCUUAUUUAAUACAGAGUUGAUUAAAGAAUGUUAACAUUG
This is a messenger RNA of Neopelma chrysocephalum (saffron-crested tyrant-manakin), 5380 nucleotides long. RefSeq names its product centrosomal protein 85 like (gene CEP85L). Gene Ontology annotation, cellular component: centrosome. Bases 16 to 2337 code for a protein of 773 amino acids. NCBI's taxonomy places the organism in Eukaryota, Metazoa, Chordata, Aves, Passeriformes, Pipridae. The transcript is spliced from 13 exons. The record is from RefSeq and is a predicted model, not a curated record.